GGGGGAAAAGAAGAAAGAGAGGAAGUGGGAAGAAAGAGGAAACUGCAGCAGAGAAGACGCCUUCAUGGCAAGACCCUCGGGGCUGGAGGUUCGGCGGAGCCCAGGCAUGUCUCGGGGCAGGGAGUUCCGCAGGCGGGGGAGCAAGAGAGUGGCAAGGGCUUGCCUUAAGGUUCCCUUGCUUUCUGGGGGCGGGUGUCACGUGCUUCAGAGGCCGGGCAGGGCGCCCAUAGAGCCUCGGGUCCUCCUCGGGCCAGAGGGGCCUAUUUUUCCCGCCAGAGCGAUGCCGAAGUCCCGCCCCUUCCUCCGAGGCCUUGCUCUCCAUUGGCAGCGCCAGGUCCGCGGCACAGAGGCGCGCGAGGGCUAGAAGGGCGGAGAGGAAGCGCGGUCGCCAUGGAGACGGGGGAGGGCGGGAGCAUAGAGUGUCGGCGAGGGGAGGCAGCAGAGCGGCCGGGUCGCCUUCCCGGAGCAGCGGAGGCGGCGGCGGCGGCGGGGUCGCCAUGACGUCCGCCUCCACCAAGGUACCGCGGAGGGGAGGGGGAAGCGCCGCCGCCAAGGAUUCUGGGAGGGGGGAGGGUGCCUCUGAGCAUGGGCCGAGUGCCGCGCGGCGGGAGGAGGGGGAGCAGGAGGGCAGAGCUCGCUCCCUCCCGGGGCUGGUUCGCCCUUCCGCCGCCCCCAAGGGAGACGGGGGGAGGAAGAAGAGGCCACGUCGCCCGCACCUUCCCGCACUGCAGCGGGUUGGGCUGGAUGACCCCUGGGGGUCCCACGCGGCUCCGUGCGGUUCGGGAACUUCAGCUGGGGCAGAAUUCAGGUCGCCAGAGGGUCUGAGCCGGGACCCCCAUCCUGGCCCUUCCGCCCGGGCUCCCCAUUCAAAGUGUUGGUUUUGAGCUAUAAAGCCUUAAAGAGGCCGGGACCCUCCAGGGCCGCCUCUCUCCCCACCCGGCCCCCGAGAUACUCCUCGCCUAAGGCCCUUCUUCGCGUCCCUCUACGGGGCCUUUUCUGCAGUGGCUCCCCGUUGGCGGAAGACUUGCCUGCCACCUCCUUUCAGCACCAGGCAGAAAGCAUUUCUUUUCUCGCAGGCCUUUGGCCUUCCGAAAGUGUUUGGGAUUAUCGGCAGUUUUUCUAGAAAAAGAGGCCCCGGAACUCACCGCAAGCUUCUCCCUUGUUCUCUUAGCAUGCCAGUGGCACCACCUGAGAGGGGCCUGAGCUGAGAUCCGGCCGGAAAAAAGCCCUUGGUUAUUGUUUUGUUUUCCCUUAAGCUAUUUAUUUUGUGUUUUGAUGUUGCGAACCGCCCUGCGAUCUACUGACGAAGGGCAGUAUACAAAUUCAAUAAAUGAACGAACGAGUGAAUAAAUAAAUAACGUACUCUGUGCAUGCUCAGAGGCACCCAGAGAAGCACGCCUCCUGGCAGGCUUUUGUGUGUGUGGGGGGGGUGAUCUGCAUGCCUCCCCCCUCCCCACCUUUUGUGGAGGGCAAGAGGGCUCUUAGCAAGGGGGCUUUGCAGUGGCCCACCCCCCUGCCCACCCUUUCUCCCCUCUGCCUUCUUCAACAAACUUCUCUCCCCUCCACAGGUGGGCGAGAUCUUCUCUGCCGCUGGCGCCGCUUUCACCAAGCUGGGCGAGCUGACCAUGCAGUUGCACCCUGUGGCCGACUCCUCGCCAGCCGGGUGAGCCCCAAGGAGGGAGGGAGGGAGACCCCCCCCCCACCGCGGCUUCUGUGGUCUCAGUCAGGGGGCUGCCCAUCUCUUCCAAGGGGUGGGGGCAAGGUGGGACGCAUGCUCCACAGGCUGCCCCCAGAGGCGUCCCUGGGCUCCCUUGCACCUUGGCAAGGAAAUGCGCCCUCACCAUGGACCAGAAACUCAAAAAGGCUGCAUUUUGUCAACUUUUGUGCUCUGCCGGUGAACAACGCUCCUCUUACGGGGCAGGUGGGCUGGUGGGUUCCUAGCCGCUCCGAGCCACAGCGGAGAGCAGUGGUUUUUAAUAAUAAUAAUAAUAAAUAAUAAUAAUAAAUUUUAUUUAUACCCCGCCCUCCCCGGCCAGAGCCGGGCUCAGGGCGGCUAACACCAGUAAAAUAACAGUAAAAACAUAAUAGGGGAAAAAACAACCAAUUUAAAAUACAGGUGAAAAUGCAAUUUAAAAUGCAGCCUCAUUUUAAAAGUAGCCCCUAGAUCAAAACUGUAAGGGGAGGGAAACCUAAGGGUCAGACUGAGUCCAAACCAAAGGCCAGGCGGAACAGCUCUGUCUUGCAAGUCCCGCAGGGCCCUAGUCUCUUGGGACAGAGCGUUCCACCACGUCGGGGCCAGUGCUGAAAAGGCCCUGGCCCUAGUUUUUGCACCAGCCCCUAGGUGUGCCCCCCCUCUGAGCACUAAAAUCAUCACAUAGCCUGGGGAGACCAUUUUCCAUGUGCCCAACUGACGUGCUUGUGCACGGGCCUGUGAUUCCAUCUAUACUAUAUGUAUAAAUUGCAAGGCGCCAUAUAGAUCUAGGUGUGUGUCGUAUAGAACAGUGUUAAAUAUAUCUUAUAUAUUGUAUUAAGAACAUGCAGAUCACUACAUGGCCCAGCACCAGUUCUGAGGUCCCAAGUGCCAUGGAAACGCCGUUGGGCCCCACUGCGGACCCCACCCAGCACCCAAACCCUCCCACCCAUAGGCUCUCCCUGUGCGGGGGCGUCAAGAGGUUGCACGCCCCUUUUUGCAUUUUGGGGGUGGGGGAAUGUUGCUUGAAGGGCAUCCCUGGCAGCAGAAGGGGCGGGAGGAGGAGAAGGAGCAGGUAGCAGCGGUGCGAGGAUCCUGACCCCCCACUCCCCACUGUCCCCCCCAGGGCCAAAUGGACCGAUGCGGAGAUCUCCCUGCUCCGGGCUUCCGUCCAGCGCUUUGGAGAUGACCUUAACCGCAUCAGUGCUCUCAUCAAAGACCGGACUGUGUAAGGGCUGUGGGGGGCAGGCGGGGGGCGGGCGGGCGGGGGGUCCUUGCACAGCUCCAGAGAGGCCGUUCCACAGGGCAGCGUAGGAAACAGGUGCUGGACGCGCCAAGCUUCUUUAUUUCCGUUUUGCGUCCUGUCCUGUUCCUGCUCUCCUCACAGCAGCCCUGUGGCUUUUGAAUGGCGGCGUCCGGCUCUCUAACCACUCCACCGCGCUCCUGUUGAGGGAAUCUGACCUCUCCUCUCCCCCAACCCCCAGGGCCCAGCUGAAAGGGGCGGCCAAGCGGAAGGUCUACGAGGACAGCGGGCUGCCCCUCCCCUCGGAGUCCCCCAAGAAGGGGGCCCGCAAGGGGCAGCCACAAGGUCCCCCCUCCACCCAGGGGGCGGGCGGCCACCCCGACCCUUCGGCUCCCCCUGCGAAGAAGCAGAAGGCAUCUGGUGAGUGGCACCCGGGGGGGGGUUGCUCUCUCUGUUUCUUGGGGGGGUCUCUCUGUACCAGGAGCCGGGGUCUGCGUGCUCACCCCCCCAUUAAACCAGGGUCUCCCCCCCCUUCCGACAGACGUGACCCUCAGCGCUUUGAACGACUCUGACGCCCACAGCGACCUGGUGGACAUUGAAGGCUUGGGAGACGCGCCCCCUGCCAAGAAGCUGAACUUCGACCAGGGUAAAGACUCGGGGGUCCCGAGUGGGUGCUGGGGGGCCCCUCCCGCCCUCUCUUUCUCCCCCCCCCCCAUGGGGAAUUGGCUCCUCACACCUACUUUGUGGGGUUUGGUUGGUGGGCUGGGUGAGAGGUGCCGGGUGCUAAAUGUCCCCAGGUUAGGGGGCUGGGCUCCCCCUGCUGGGUGGGGCAGGGGCCUUAUGGGUGGAUUGGACUGUGCCCCCCCCCCGUUCCCCCCUCCCUCCAGCUCCCUGGUCCUUUCUCUUCUCUUUCUAGACAGCCUGAAUCUGGACUCUGGACUCCUCAUGACCCCUGGCACAGACUUGCCCCUCCUCUCCCGCUGAUGGACCACCUGCCCCUGCCCUCCGGUGGGGGGGCUCUCUCUCCCUCCCCCCCCCUGAUCUCGUGGCCCCCCAUGCAAGCACUGCCACUCCAGGCCAAGGACUGGUCCUCCUCCUCUGGUCCUCCUGUCUCCGGGAAGGGGAGUUCAUCUAUCUCAACUCCUCACCCUCCUCCUGGAUCUUUGCCCCCCCCCAGUGGGGAGAGGAGAGGUUGAGGAGUUGGGGGGCUGCCCCCUCCUUCCCCACCUGGGCGUGCUCAUGCUCCACUCCUCACCUGCCCUGUAAUGAUGGAUGCGGCUGCCCCCAGUCCCUGCUGACCCACGGAGGCCCCCUUGACUCCCUCGCUGUGCCCCAUGGGGCAGGACUCCUCUGCAAAUGGGGGGGCCCUCCUUAGCUUCACCCCACUCCCCCCCCCCAAGUGCGGUUUUGUCUUUUUGUAUGAUGAUGAUGAUGGUAGCAAUAAAAGCCUCCUGCCUCCCU
Molecule: messenger RNA, 4394 nt
Organism: Podarcis lilfordi (Lilford's wall lizard)
Lineage: Eukaryota; Metazoa; Chordata; Lepidosauria; Squamata; Lacertidae
Source: the annotation of a GenBank genome assembly